Messenger RNA from Betta splendens (Siamese fighting fish), 6982 nucleotides. RefSeq names its product myosin, heavy chain 11a, smooth muscle (gene myh11a). The transcript is spliced from 42 exons. Gene Ontology annotation, cellular component: myosin complex. The record is from RefSeq and is a predicted model, not a curated record. NCBI's taxonomy places the organism in Eukaryota, Metazoa, Chordata, Actinopteri, Anabantiformes, Osphronemidae. The coding region runs from base 182 to 6118 and encodes 1978 amino acids. Gene Ontology annotation, molecular function: ATP binding; cytoskeletal motor activity; actin filament binding.
UCGCGCGCCACCGUGCGCGGUUUAAAUGGCCAAGCUCGGAAAUUGCCAGGGGUCACUUCGACUGUUGGUUUUUUUGGAGUACGUCGUCAACGCCGGCCGCUCCACACCCUAACCUUCCGUUUCCUAAACUCCCCAGAACACACGUUUCUGCCCAUUAUUUGGCCCAUCGCUGUACUCCAAGAUGUCCAAGAAGGCCCCAAGUGAGGAUGAAAAGUUCCUCUUCGUUGAUAAAGACCUGCUGAACAGCCCCAUGGCACAGGCGGACUGGUCGGCUAAAAAACUGGUGUGGGUCCCGUCUGAGAAGCAUGGCUUCGAGGCGGCGAGCAUCAAGGAGGAACACGGCGACGAGGUGCUGGUGGAGCUGGCUGAUAACGGCAAGAAGAUGACAGUGAACAAGGAUGACAUCCAGAAGAUGAACCCACCCAAAUUCAGCAAGGUGGAGGACAUGGCUGAGCUCACCUGCUUGAACGAGGCGUCCGUGUUGCACAACCUUCGUGAGAGGUACUUCUCCGGCCUUAUUUAUACAUACUCUGGCCUGUUCUGUGUGGUGGUGAACCCCUAUAAAAUGCUGCCAAUCUACUCAGAGAAGAUCAUUGACAUGUAUAAAGGGAAGAAACGACAUGAAGUCCCCCCUCAUAUCUACUCCAUCACUGAUAACGCCUACAGAAACAUGAUGCAAGAUCGCGAGGACCAGUCCAUUCUCUGCACUGGGGAGUCUGGCGCUGGAAAGACAGAAAACACCAAGAAGGUCAUUCAGUAUCUGGCUGUUGUGGCCUCCUCACACAAAGGCAAGAAGGACAGCAGUGCUCAACAAUCAGGAUCACAAUUGGCCUACGGGGAGCUUGAGAAGCAACUUCUGCAGGCCAAUCCAAUCUUGGAGGCCUUUGGAAAUGCCAAGACCAUCAAAAAUGACAAUUCUUCCCGAUUUGGUAAAUUUAUCCGUAUCAACUUUGAUGUGACCGGCUACAUUGUUGGAGCCAAUAUUGAGACUUAUCUGCUGGAGAAGUCUCGAUGUAUCAGACAAGCAAAAACAGAAAGGGCUUUUCACAUCUUCUACUACAUGAUUGCUGGAGCCAAGGACAAAUUACGUGAGGAGCUUCUGCUGGAGCCCUUCAGUAACUACCGCUUCCUGAGCGCAGGCCAUGUUCAGAUCCCCGGCCAGCAAGACGAUGAAAUGUAUGAAGAGACAAUGGAGGCCAUGAACAUCAUGGGCUUUACUGACGAGGAAAGAAUUGACAUCUUGAAGGUGUGCUCCACUGUCAUGCAGCUGGGAAACAUUGAGUUCAAAAAGGAGAGGAACCAGGAGCAGGCCACCAUGCCAGACAACACAGCGGCUCAGAAGGUUUGUCACCUGCAGGGCAUCAACGUGACAGACUUUACUCGUGCCAUCCUCACUCCCAGAAUUAAAGUGGGCAGAGAGGUGGUGCAGAAGGCACAGACCAAAGAGCAGGCUGACUUUGCUAUUGAAGCUCUGGCUAAGGCUGUAUUUGAGCGACUUUUCCGCUGGAUACUGUCAAGAGUCAACAAAGCCCUGGACAAGACCAAGCGUCAGGGGGCCUCAUUCCUGGGAAUCCUUGAUAUUGCUGGCUUUGAGAUCUUUGAGGACAACUCGUUUGAGCAGCUGUGCAUCAAUUACACUAAUGAGAAACUGCAGCAGCUCUUCAACCACACCAUGUUCAUCCUGGAGCAAGAGGAGUACCAAAGGGAGGGCAUUGAGUGGAACUUCAUUGACUUUGGCCUUGACCUGCAGCCCUGUAUCGAACUUAUCGAGAGGCCAAACAACCCUCCUGGUAUCCUGGCCCUGUUGGAUGAGGAGUGCUGGUUCCCCAAAGCCACAGACAUCUCCUUUGUGGAGAAGCUCAUGAACACACAAGGAAACCACAUGAAGUUUGCCAAACCUAAACAACUGAAAGACAAAACCGAGUUCUCUAUCCUUCAUUACGCUGGCAAGGUCGACUACAACGCCACAGCCUGGUUGACAAAGAACAUGGACCCUCUAAAUGAUAACGUCACAGGGCUGCUCAACAACUCCUCCAGCCAGUUUGUUCAAGAACUCUGGAAAGAUGCGGACAGAGUGGUGGGUCUUGACACUAUAGCUAAGAUGACAGACACCUCCAUGCCAAGUGCCUCAAAGACCAAGAAGGGCAUGUUCCGCACAGUGGGACAACUCUACAAGGAGUCACUCGCCAAGCUAAUGACCACACUGCACAACACCCAGCCCAACUUUGUCAGAUGCAUCAUCCCCAACCAUGAGAAGAGGGCAGGGAAGCUGGAUGCGCACCUGGUCUUGGAGCAGCUGAGGUGCAACGGUGUGCUGGAGGGGAUCCGAAUCUGCCGACAAGGAUUCCCUAACCGCAUAGUUUUCCAGGAGUUCCGCCAGCGUUAUGAGAUCUUGGCUGCUAGUGCUAUUCCCAAAGGUUUCAUGGAUGGUAAACAAGCCUGCUGUCUCAUGAUCAAACAUUUGGACCUGGAUCCCAACUUGUACAGGAUCGGACAGAGUAAGAUCUUCUUCCGCACGGGAGUGUUGGCUCAACUGGAGGAGGAGAGAGAUCUGAAGAUUACUGUGAUCAUCAUCGCCUUCCAAGCUCAGGCCCGAGGCUUCCUGGCCAGAAAGGCCUUUGCCAAGAGGCAACAACAGCUCACAGCCAUGAAAGUAAUCCAGAGAAACUGUGCUGCCUACCUCAAACUCAGGAACUGGCAGUGGUGGAGGCUGUUCACAAAGGUUAAGCCUCUACUGCAAGUGACACGACAGGAAGAGGAGAUGAGUCUGAAAGAGGAGGAACUGCUGAAAGCAAAAGAGGUCGCAACAAAGUUUGAAUCUGAGCUGAAGGAGAUCACCUUGAAACACGCAUCGAUUUUGGAAGAGAGGAACGCACUUCAGGAGCAGCUUCAGGCAGAAACAGAGCUUUACGCUGAGGCUGAGGAGAUGAGAGUCCGUCUUGCAUCUAAAAAGCAAGAGUUGGAGGAGAUUCUUCAUGAGAUGGAGGCCAGGCUGGACGAGGAGGAGGAGCGUGCCCAGGCACUUCUAGUGGACAAGAAAAAAAUGCAGCAGCAGAUGCAGGAGCUAGAGGAACAUUUAGAAGAAGAAGAAGAUGCCCGUCAGAAACUACAACUAGAGAAGGUUACCUGUGAAGGGAAGAUCAAAAAGCUGGAGGAUGACAUUCUGGUAAUGGAGGACCAGAACAACAAGCUGUUGAAAGAGCGCAAGCUGAUGGAGGAAAGGAUUGCAGACUUCAGUGCCAACUUGGCUGAAGAGGAGGAGAAAUCCAAGAACCUCACUAAGCUCAAAAAUAAACAUGAAUCCAUGAUCUCAGAACUAGAGGUCCGACUGAAGAAAGAAGAAAAGAGUCGGCAGGAGCUGGACAAGGCCAAACGUAAGCUGGAGGCAGAGUCGAAUGACCUACAGGAACAGAUUGCCGACCUUCAGGCUCAGAUCGCUGACCUUAAAGCUCAGCUUGCCAAGAAAGAGGAGGAAUUACAGAAUGCCUUGGCCAGGUUAGAAGAUGAGACAGCCCAGAAGAACAAUGCUCUGAAGAAGAUCAGAGAGUUGGAAGGACACAUAUCUGAUCUGCAAGAGGACCUUGAGUCUGAGCGAGCAGCUCGGAACAAGGCAGAGAAGAUCAAACGGGACCUUGGGGAGGAGCUGGAGGCCCUCAAGUCUGAGCUGGAGGAUACGCUGGACACCACUGCAACACAGCAAGAACUAAGAGCCAAACGUGAACAGGAGGUGACCCUGCUGAAAAGAGCCAUUGAGGAGGAAAACAGAACCCAUGAAGCCCAGAUCCAGGAGAUGAGACAAAAACACACCCAGGCGGUGGAGGAGCUCACAGAACAGCUGGAGCAGUCCAAACGAGUGAAGACAAACCUGGAAAAGGCUAAACAAGGGCUGGAGAAGGAGAUGUCAGAGUUAACCAUGGAGGUGCGCUCACUGUCCCAGGCUAAGCAAGACGGGGAGCACAGGAGGAAAAAGUUGGAAGGUCAGGUGACAGACCUGCAGUCACGCUUCAACGACAGCGAAAAGCAGAAAGCCGAGCUGGGAGAGCGCUGCUCCAAGAUCACUGUUGAACUGGAGAGUGUGACAGCGCUACUGAAUGAAGCAGAAGGCAAGAACAUCAAACUCAGUAAAGACGUCGCUACCCUUUCCUCCCAAGUUCAAGACACACAGGAGUUGCUGGCUGAGGAGACGCGUCAGAAGCUGCAGUUCUCUACGAAGCUUCGUCAAGCGGAAGACGACAAGAACAGCUUGCAAGAGCAGCUUGAGGAGGAGAUGGAGGCUAAAAGGAACGUGGAGAGGCACGUGUCCACCCUCAACAUCCAGCUCUCCGACUCGAAGAAGAAGCUAGAGGAAAUGGCAGGAAACAUUGAACUGCUGGAAGAAGGUAAGAAACGUCUGCACCGAGAUUUGGAGGCUGCCAACACCCAGUACGAGGAAAAGGCUUCGGCAUACGACAAGUUGGAGAAGACCAAAACCCGUCUGCAGCAGGAGCUGGAGGACACGCUGAUGGACCUGGACAACCAGAGACAGAACGUAUCAAAUCUAGAGAAAAAGCAGAAGAAGUUUGACCAGAUGCUGGCUGAAGAAAAGAGUAUCUCCAGUAAAUAUGCAGAGGAGAGAGACCGUGCCGAAGCCGAGGCCAGAGAGAAGGAGACGAAGGCCUUAUCCUUGGCAAGAGCUCUGGAAGAGGCCCAAGACUCCAGAGAGGAGCUGGAGAGGGCCAAUAAGGCCCUAAGGGCUGAAAUGGAGGACCUGAUCAGCUCCAAGGAUGACGUGGGAAAAAAUGUCCACGAGCUGGAGAAGUCCAAACGGGGCCUGGAAGCCCAGGUGGAGGAGAUGAAGACUCAGCUGGAGGAGCUGGAGGACGAGCUGCAGGCCGCAGAGGACGCCAAGCUGCGGCUGGAGGUCAACAUGCAGGCCCUGAAGGCCCAGUUCGAGAGGGACCUCCAGGGACGCGAUGAGAUGGGAGAGGAGAAGAAGAGGCAGCUCAUCAAGCAGGUUCGUGAGCUGGAGACAGAGCUGGAGGAUGAACGUAAACAGAGAGCCCUGGCGGCAGCAGCCAAGAAGAAGCUGGAGACAGACAUGAAGGAUCUGGAGGGACAGAUCGAAACCGCCAAUAAGGGACGAGAUGAGGCCAUUAAACAGCUCCGCAAGCUGCAAGGCCAGAUGAAGGACUUCCAGAGGGAGCUGGAAGACGCCCGCGCUGCCCGAGAGGAGGUGCUAACUACUGCAAAGGAGAGUGAGAAGAAGGCCAAGAGUCUGGAGGCUGAGCUCAUGCAGCUACAGGAGGAACUGGCUGCGGCUGAGAGGGCAAGAAAGCAGGCGGAGGCUGAACGGGAUGAGCUGUCCGAUGAGCUGGCCAGUAACUCCUCUGGAAAGUCAGCGCUGGCGGACGAAAAACGCCGCCUGGAAGCCAAGAUAUCGCAGCUGGAGGAGGAGCUGGAGGAGGAGCAGAGCAACAUGGAGAUCCUCAACGACAGGCUGAGGAAGAGCACGCAGCAGGUGGAGCAGCUGAACAACGAGCUGCAGACGGAGCGCAGCACCUCUCAGAAGAACGAGAGCGCGCGGCAGCAGAUGGAGCGUCAGAACAAGGAGCUGAAGGCCAAGCUGCAGGAGAUGGAGAACCAGGUCAAGUCCAAGUUCAAGUCCUCUAUAUCAGCUUUGGAGGCUAAGGUGGCGCAGCUGGAGGAGCAGCUGGAGCAGGAGAACAGAGACAAGCAGGUUGCUGCCAAGAGUAUGCGCCAGAAGGACAAGAAGCUCAAGGACCUGCUGAUGCAGGUGGAAGACGAGAGGAAACAGGCAGAACAGAACAAAGAUCAGGCGGAAAAGGCCAACGCUCGCAUGAAGCAGCUGAAGCGGCAGCUGGAGGAGUCGGAGGAGGAGUCCCAGCGAGCCACGGCCGCUCGCAGGAAGCUGCAGCGGGAGCUGGAUGAAGCCACGGAGGCCAACGACGCCAUGAGCCGCGAGGUCAACUCGCUCAAGAGCAAGCUCAGACGCGGGAACGAGCCGUCCUUCGGCAGCGCGCCUCGCCGCAUGGGCGGAGGCCGCAGGGUGGUGGAGGACGCCUCGGAGGAGGAGGCCGACUCUCAGGGCGACUUCAACGGAACCAAGUCCACGGAGUAGAGGGGGCCAGCCGCUUACGACGAAGAAUAACUAACACCCGUGCUAUUUACUUCUUCCAAGUCACUUCAAAAAUAUAUAUUUCUUCCAUCUUCAGUAGUGACCUGUCUUCUUGCACCUUUUUUUAACACAAUACAGUUAGAAAGACUUGAUAUCAGCUGGGUGACUUGUUUUGGUGGCUCUGCUCUGCUGAUGUGUGAUUUGCUGUUUUCAGAUUUUCUUUCAUUUACACCGACUUUGUACUGUACGGCACUCAAUGACUCAUUAGUCUUAUGCAAGGAUUUGUCCACGAAAAUAGGUGCUUCUAAUUACACUUACCUGCCAGCGAGGCCUCGAGUCUCCACAAUAAGUCACCAUGGAACCUGUAGUAGAGACGUUGUGUAAAUCUUCAGCUCUGUAACAAUCACUGAAUGUCGUUCUGAUGCCUGUGACUGCUGUUAGUGUUUCAGAGCAGCGCUGAAGUGGCUCAUCAGAUUGGAUAUGUGGGCAGAUGUUGCUUUUCCAGUCUACUUUAACUCAGUGCUGCAGUUUGUACCCCAACAAAUAUUUCCUUUGUCUAAAUUCACUGAUUUAUAUUACUUUCACCUGUAUUGUUUGUAGAGUUUAGAUCCCUCACAUUCCGGUGUUUCAGGGCAAAAAGCCUUUUCAGGUUUUUCCAAGUAGGAGCCACUCGGCUGCACUCACGUCUUAAAAAUGUCUUCCCUUGUCCAGAUUUACAAGUUUAAGCUCCUCCCCCAUUACUCCAAACCAAUUCAUUCUCAUUUGAUACGAUUAUAUGUAAUCAAUGAUGUUUACAUGACACCAUUCAUAUGUAUUAAUUGUUGAACCACUUGCACAAGAAAUAAAGGCCUUUUUAAAAAGCGUCAA